AUGUCGGACAGGGAUCUGGAGGGUUUGCGGAAAAAAUUGACAGAGAGGAUUGAGAGGGAUGGGAUGAAGGGCAUGGCAGUGUCGGAGGAGCACCACUUUCCCUCGGCCGACACCGACACUGCCACACUCAAAGCCCAGGUACUCUUUCUUCAGCCGGACCUCGUCACCAAGCCAGAAAAGGCGGUAGAGUGGGCUGAAGCAAGGCCGGACAAGAUCUCGCAUGACGAUGCUAUCAGUGUGCGGUAUGUUGUAAAUCUGCCUCCCAGCGCGGAUGUAUUUUUCCAUUUCACCCAGACAAUCGGCUAUCCCGUGAUCACGCACGACAAACUUGAGAUGGAGCUACACGACGGGACCAAGACGAUCGUCCAUCCUGGUGACCUAGUAGUGCAGGCUGCCAUCAUUCACCGAUGGAACAAUCUCGAGCCAGAGUGGGCUCGUGCGUUUGCUUCUUUGAAUCAGUGCAGAUGCUAA
Messenger RNA from Cryptococcus amylolentus CBS 6039, 471 nucleotides. RefSeq lists its product as hypothetical. The record is from RefSeq and is a predicted model, not a curated record. Lineage: Eukaryota; Fungi; Basidiomycota; Tremellomycetes; Tremellales; Cryptococcaceae. The transcript has 4 exons. Bases 1 to 471 code for a protein of 156 amino acids.